Trichosporon asahii var. asahii CBS 2479 is the source of this 2187-nucleotide messenger RNA. RefSeq names its product ATP dependent DNA helicase. NCBI's taxonomy places the organism in Eukaryota, Fungi, Basidiomycota, Tremellomycetes, Trichosporonales, Trichosporonaceae. The transcript has 3 exons. Gene Ontology annotation, biological process: double-strand break repair via break-induced replication; DNA replication initiation; DNA replication. Gene Ontology annotation, cellular component: nucleus; MCM complex. The record is from RefSeq and is a predicted model, not a curated record. The coding region runs from base 1 to 2187 and encodes 728 amino acids. Gene Ontology annotation, molecular function: single-stranded DNA helicase activity; single-stranded DNA binding; 3'-5' DNA helicase activity.
AUGAGCGGCUUCGAACAGAACCGCGUCUUCGCCAUCCCGGUCAUGGAGACGGCGUUCGCGCCCGACUCGCCGGCCGAGAGCGAGAGGCAGUUCUACGAGUUCCUCAAGAACUUCCGUAUCGGCAACGACUUUGUGUAUCGCGACCGGCUGCAGUCUGCGCUGCUGAUGCACCACCACACGCUGGAAGUGGACAUGAAUGACCUCGUCGUUUGGAAUGAGGACCUCGCGCAAAAGGUCCACGACCAGCCCGGCGAGCAGGUGCCCCUGAGCGCGCUUCUCCGCAUGGCGAGGCAGCAGGCCCUCCCCGGUGUCGACCCAGGCUCGACAGCGGCCGCCGACGCCGUCCCCGAGAUGCAAGUCACGCUCAAAUCGAACAUGAACAUGAUCCAGUUCCGCCAACUCACCGCCGACACGCUCACGAAGCUGGUGCGCCUGCCCGGUAUCGUGAUCAACGCAUCGCAGCUCUCCUCGCGCGCGACAGAGCUGCACAUCCAGUGCAAGUCGUGCCGUACCGUCAAAAUCGUCAAGGUCGGCGGCUCGCUCGGUGCGGAGCGUACCGCGCUUCCGCGCCGCUGCGAGGCACCCGCCGUUGAGGGACAGAAGAAGGAAUGCCCGCUCGAUCCGUUCGUUAUUCUGCACGACCGCUGCCGCUUCAUCGACCAGCAGAGCAUCAAGCUCCAGGAGGCGCCGGACAUGGUCCCCGUCGGCGAGCUGCCGAGACACAUGAUGCUCCAGGCCGAGCGAUACCUGACCGGCCGCGUCGUGCCGGGAUCGCGCAUCAUUGCGACGGGCAUCUACUCUACCUAUGCGCCCCAGUCGAAGAACAGCAGCAAGAGCGGCGCUCCGGCCCUGAGGCAGCCGUACCUCCGUGUCCUGGGGAUUGAGCUCGACACGACGCUUGCAUCCUCGCCGGGCUCCCGCGUCUUCAGCCCCGAGGAGGAGGAGGAGUUCCAGCGCAUGGCGCGCACUGACGGGCUGUACGACCGGUUUGCGGGGUCCGUUGCGCCGUCGAUCUUCGGCAACCUCGACGUGAAGAAGGCGGUGACGUGUCUGCUGAUGGGCGGGUCGAAGAAGAUUCUCCCCGACGGCAUGCGGCUACGCGGCGACAUCAACGUGCUCCUGUUGGGAGACCCCGGUGUGGCCAAGUCGCAGCUGCUCAAGUUUGUCGAAAAGGUGUCCCCCAUCUCAGUAUACACUUCGGGCAAGGGCAGUUCGGCGGCCGGUCUGACGGCGAGCGUGCAGCGCGACCCGGUCACGCGCGAGUUCUACCUCGAGGGCGGCGCCAUGGUGCUCGCCGACGGCGGCGUGGUGUGUAUCGACGAAUUCGACAAGAUGCGGGACGAAGACCGCGUCGCAAUCCACGAGGCGAUGGAGCAGCAGACCAUCUCGAUCGCGAAAGCGGGCAUCACGACGAUUCUCAAUUCCCGCACCAGCGUGCUGGCAGCAGCCAACCCCGUGUUCGGCCGAUAUGACGACCUGAAGUCUCCCGGCGAGAAUAUCGACUUCCAGACGACGAUUCUGUCGCGAUUCGACAUGAUCUUCAUCCUGAGGGACGAGCACAACGAGGCGCGCGACCGCACCAUUGCCAAGCACGUCAUGAACAUCCACAUGCUGCGCGAGGCGGACAACGACGCCAUCGGCGAGAUCGAGCUGGACACCAUGAAGCGGUACAUUGCCUACUGCAAGGCGAAGUGUGCCCCCCGUCUAUCCCCCGAGGCGGCCGAGAUGCUCUCGUCCCAUUUCGUGGCGCUGCGAAAGCAGGUCCAGCAAGUGGAGCGGGACACGGACGAGCGCAGCAGUAUUCCGAUCACGGUGCGCCAGCUCGAGGCCAUGAUCCGUAUCUCCGAGUCACUCGCCAAGAUCACGCUCAGCCCAACAGUCGGCGUGCACCACGUCGAAGAGGCGAUCCGCCUCUUCAAAUACUCGACCAUGGACGCCGUCGCGGCCGGCCAGGUCGAUGGCAUGUCGAGGCAGGAACUGCAGGAGGAGAUGGAACGCAUCGAGCGCGAGUUGCGCCGCCGGCUGCCGAUCGGGUGGAGCACGAGUUAUCAGAGUCUUGUCCGCGAGUUUGUCGGCCACCAGGGAUACUCCCAGCAUGCGCUUGAGCGCGCGCUCUGGGUGUUGGAGAAGAGGGAGGUGAUCCGGUUCAGCGGGCAGAAGAAGGUCGUGAACCGCGUGGGCGUGUAG